Molecule: messenger RNA, 2654 nt
Organism: Octodon degus (degu)
Lineage: Eukaryota; Metazoa; Chordata; Mammalia; Rodentia; Octodontidae
Gene: Arsk
Product: arylsulfatase family member K
Exons: 8
Coding region: 111-1730 (539 amino acids)
Source: RefSeq, a predicted model, not a curated record
CAAACUUCCAGCUGUGGGAGAAGUCACUUGAUGGCUCCACCCUGCUCACAGCUGGAGAGCAUUAAAGAGGAGGCGGGCCCAGGGGCCAGCUCUCCGAGCUGCUACCCGCGAUGCUGCUGCUGUGGAUGUGGACGAUCGCGGCCUCGGCGGUGGCUGCGCCGGCCCCUAGGACAGAGGGGCAGAGGCUGCGCGCGGCCCAGGCGCCCAACGUGGUGCUGGUCGCGAGCGACGCCUUCGAUGGAAGGCUAACAUUUCAUCCAGGAAGUCAAGUGGUGAAACUUCCUUUUAUCAACUUCAUGAGAACACACGGCACUUCCUUUCUGAAUGCCUACACAAACUCUCCGAUCUGCUGCCCGUCACGCGCAGCAAUGUGGAGUGGCCUCUUCACUCACCUAACACAAUCUUGGAAUAAUUUUAAGGGUUUAGACCCAAAUUAUACAACAUGGAUGGACGUCAUGGAAAAGCAUGGUUACCGAACACAGAAAUUUGGAAAACUGGAUUAUACCUCAGGACACCACUCCGUUAGCAACCGCGUGGAAGCGUGGACGCGGGACGUGGCUUUCGCGCUCAGGCAGGAAGGCCGGCCGACGGCGGAGCUCGUCCCCAGCCAGCAUGAAGUGCGAGUGAUGGCCAAGGACUGGAAGAACGUGGAUGCGGCGGUGGCGUGGCUACGAACACAAGGAGUUAACCAGACGGAGCCGUUUGUUCUCUACCUGGGCUUGAAUUUACCGCACCCCUACCCUUCACCUUCCUCCGGAGAAAACUUUGGGUCCUCAACAUUCCGCACCUCUCUCUAUUGGCUUGAAAAAGUAUCUCAUGAUGUCGUCACAGUCCCCAAGUGGCUGCCUCUGUCAGAAAUGCACCCUGUAGAUUAUUAUUCUUCUUAUACAAAAAACUGCACUGGGACGUUUACAGACAAAGAAAUUAAGAACAUUAGAGCUUUCUAUUACGCUAUGUGUGCUGAGGCAGAUGCCAUGCUUGGUCAGAUUAUUUUGGCUCUCCGCCAGCUAGAUCUUCUUCAGAAAACUAUUGUCAUAUACACCUCAGACCACGGUGAGCUGGCCAUGGAACACCGACAGUUUUAUAAAAUGAGUAUGUAUGAAGCCAGUGCUCAUGUUCCGCUUCUGCUCAUGGGACCAGGGAUUAAGGCCAACCUACAAGUACCAAGUGUGGUUUCUCUUGUGGAUAUUUACCCUACUAUGCUUGAUAUCGCUGGAAUUCCUGUGCCUCAGAACCUGAGUGGAUACUCUUUGUUGCCGUUAUCAUCAGAAGUGGUGAAGAAUGAACAUCAACUUACAGACUUUCAUCCACCCUGGAUUCUGAGUGAAUACCACGGGUGCAAUGCAAACGCUUCUACCUACAUGCUUCGGACCAGCCAGUGGAAAUACAUCGCCUACUCUGACGGUGCUUCAGUGCUGCCUCAACUAUUUGAUGUUUCCUCGGAUCCAGAUGAACUAACAAACAUGGCUACAAAAUUUCCAGAAAUUGCGUAUUCUUUAGAUCAGAAGCUUCGUUCCAUUAUAAACUACCCUAAGGUUUCUGCUGCUGUUCACCAAUACAACAAAGAGCAGUUCAUCACAUGGAAACGGAGUGUGGGCCAAAAUUACUCAAAUGUCAUAGCGAACCUCAGGUGGCAUCGGGACUGGCUGAAAGAUCCAAGGAAGUACGAAAGUGCAAUCGGUCGGUGGCUGAAAGCCCACACCACUCCAGAAGCAGUAAGAAGAAAAUAAUGCUGCAUACAAAUGUCGAUAAAUAAACAAAUAAAUGGAAAAAAUGUCAGUACAUAUUGUAAGUUGAAGUUUGAGUACUGAUUUUUAGUUACUUUUAAAGAAUUGUUGUAUCAUUAAAUACAAUGCCAGUGAUUAUAGAAUUGCAUAUUGUUAAAAAUAGUAAGACUAUUCUUACCAACUUCUUGUUUUUUGGUUUUUGGGUUUUUGGUACUGGGACUCAAACUCAGGACUUUGCGCUUGCCAGGUAGGCACGUAUGUUGCUGAGCUAUCUCCCCAGCCCACUAUUCUUACCAACUUCUACACCUAACAGAAGUAUCAGAAGGAUAGAUACAAACACUAUAAUAUAAAAGUGAUAUUUCUCUAAAUAAUGUAGAUUGUAAAAUAUUUUUAUUAUUUUUACUUACUAAUCAGGAAAUAUGUAUUUGAUGGUGUUUGAUAGUUAUUUGUACUUGAUGGGACCAUUUGAAUAUAUUUGAUGGGAGUUUUAAGAGUAUUAUUACAGGUGACCUGGGCCCCAACCCCAUACCCAGUGGCUCAGGAGUUUAGGGUGAAGACUGGGUACCAUCUGCGGCUGCUGUUUUGUUUGCGAAGACCUGAUUGCCAGAAGUGAAUUUAUUUCCAGUGUUUGUCAUUUUAUCAGUUAUUGUUAAUAUUAUUUUAAAUGCAUCUUUCAUUAUAUCUUCUGAUUGUCUGUACAUACAUAUGUAGCUCUCUAUAUUGUUGUAUACUAAAACACCUUAUUGUUUAUAGCAAUAUAAUUGUACUUUAUAUUUUCCAAAUAAAGGGCUCACCUGCAACUAAUAAUUUUACCCAACGUUUUUGUACUGCUUGAAUUAUUACUUCAUAAGCCAGUUCAUCUCCUUUACUUUUUAUUCAUCAUUGAAUUUAUAUAAGCUUGUGUCUCUGAUUAUUUAUAAAUUUUUG